Messenger RNA from Camelina sativa (false flax), 774 nucleotides. The record is from RefSeq and is a predicted model, not a curated record. Lineage: Eukaryota; Viridiplantae; Streptophyta; Magnoliopsida; Brassicales; Brassicaceae.
AUGAAAGGCACCAAGUCCAUUGUCGAGUAUUUUCAGGGCUAUACCACCCGUUUUGAUCAGCUCGCUCAACUUGGCAAACCGGUUGAGCCUGAAGCCCAAGUGGAAUUCAUUCUUGAAUGUCUAUCCAACGACUACAAGCCUGUUGUGGAUCAGAUCGAGAGUCGUGACUCGGUUCCCUCUCUGCUGGAGCUUCAUGAGAAACUUCUCCAUUUUGAGACGAAACUUUCUGCUAAAGCCGCUGCUGCUCCGCUCCUACCUCCCACUGCGAAUGUGGCUUCUUACCGCGGUAACAACAACAAUAACAACCCUCGUCAUCAAGUGUCAGAUCGUGGUAUCCAUGGUCACAGUGCUCGACGUUGUUCUCAACUGCAACUCUCUGGUGCUUCCUAUAGUCCCAACCCAUUGUCGGGAUCUGUUCCAUGGCAACCACACGCUCACUUGGCCGCUGUUCAACCCUACAAUGCGGGCAACUGGAUCAUGGAGAGUGGAGCCACUCAUCAUCUCACCUCUUAUCUCAAUAAUCUCUCCUUACAUCAGCCGUACAAUGGUGGUGAGGACGUGACUAUCGCGGACGGUUCAGGGAUGCCAAUCUCUCACACUGGUUCUGCUUUACUUCCUACUCCUACUCGCUCUCUUGCCUUCAAUAAUGUUUUGUGUGUUCCUGAUGUCCACAAAAAUCUUAUAUAUGUGUACCGGUUGUGUAACUCUAAAUGGGUUUUGGUGAACUUUUUCCCUGCUCAUUUUCAGGUGACGGAUCUCAUAACGAGGGAGUGA